AUGUCCUCGAAUUCAUCUCCCGGAAAAAGCAAUGCUGAAGAGCAUAGCGAUGCAACUAGCCCGCCAAAUCCAAGUGAGAAUUUGGCUUCUAGAAUUCGUGAUUUAGAUGUGGACUCUAUUCGACGGUAUUUCGCUCAAAAGUUCGGUUUUUAUGAACUCAGUGAAACGCCGAGUACCAUUGAAAAAGUCUUGGACGAGGUAAAUUUGGAUGGAAUUGUAAAAUGGAUAAAGAGCGCGCGGUGCCAGAAUGUUAUUACAUUAUCUGGUGCGGGGAUUUCAACAUCGGCAGGAAUUCCAGAUUUCAGAAGCCCUGAAACUGGCUUAUACCACAAUUUACAAAAGUAUAACCUUCCAGAACCACAAGCAAUUUUUGAAAUCAACUUCUUCCGCCAGAAUCCAAAACCGUUCUUUACACUAGCUAAGGAAUUGUUUCCUGGAAACUUUAAACCCACUAUUUCACAUUACUUUAUCAGACUUUUACAUGAGAAAGGUCUCCUGUUGCGACACUAUACCCAAAAUAUAGAUACCCUGGAAAGGGGAGCUGGAGUACCCCACGAAAAACUUGUUGAGGCACAUGGAACAUUUUUCACAUCACAUUGCUUGGAGUGCCGGAAGCAAUAUACGUUGGAGUUUAUUAAAGAACAUAUAUUUGCUGAUGAAAUCCCAAUAUGUUCUGAAUGCCCCGGAGUUGUUAAACCAGAUAUUGUGUUCUUUGGAGAAAGUCUACCAUCAAGAUUCACCGAGUGCUUGCAGGAAGACUUCCAAAAGUGUGAUAUGCUUAUCAUUAUGGGAUCCUCACUGGAAGUACAGCCAUUUGCUUCCCUCAUUGAUAUGGUACCAGAAUGGUGUCCCAGACUCCUUAUAAACCGAGAGAAGGCAGGAAUGAGGUCUCCCAUACUCCGUCUCUGGGGCCUAAUGAGUGGCGGACUGCAGCUCGAUGAAGGUGCAGUUCGAGAUGUAGCCAGGCUUGGGGAUUGUGACGAUGGGUGCCAAGACCUUGCUGAUAGGCUUGGAUGGGGAGAUGAACUCCGCGCUUUGGUUGCACGCGAACACGAAAGGCUAGAAUGCGAGAACGCACUCAGCAAUCCGCACGCCCCACUUGUGGGACCAUCGAUUUCAGGCCCACCUGUAAUACCAAUUGUGACCCCAGAUUCACCUGAGGGACUCAUACCAACGGUGGGACCGAAUCCCACUGUGGGACCGAGCUCAUUAACACCCGAGCCUAAACUAUGA
This is a messenger RNA of Leptosia nina, 1233 nucleotides long. The record is from the annotation of a GenBank genome assembly. Lineage: Eukaryota; Metazoa; Arthropoda; Insecta; Lepidoptera; Pieridae.